AUUAUAUAAUGAGAUCCAAGUCUUUCCUAUAUUCACGUACGCCUGUUCCAAGUUCUAAAUAGUAUCAGAUCGAGGUACGUAGAAAUGUCCGGCAAUGUCAUAUCGGUGGAGAAUAAGGUUCCUUUGUUAACCUCGUCGUCAUCGGAGGUUGACCGACAUCAUCCGGAACCCCAUCACGCGACCGACGACACAAAUCUUUCACGAAGAAUUUGGGUAGAAACGAAGAAGCUAUGGCACAUAGUAGGACCCGCCAUCUUCACCCGAGUCUCUUCUUAUUCCAUGAUGGUUAUCACCCAAGCUUUCGCCGGCCAUAUUGGCGAUGUUGAACUCGCUGCUAUUUCUAUCACCACCAACCUCAUCCUCGGCUUCAACUUCGGCCUCAUGCUUGGGAUGGCGAGUGCGUUAGAGACGCUAUGUGGGCAAGCAUACGGCGCAAAAAGGUAUCACAUGUUGGGUAUAUAUCUACAACGUUGUUGGGUAGUUCUAUGGCUGGUCGGUAUAGCGAUGAUUCCGUUGUAUGUGAACGCGACGGCGGUGUUGAAGCUACUGGGGCAGCCGGAGGACGUGGCGGAGCUGUCCGGGGCGGUGGCGCUAGCGUUCCUUCCGCUUCAAUUCUCCUUCGCGUCAUGGUUUCCUAUGCAGAGGUGCUUGCAGAGCCAGCUGAAGAACUUGGUGGUAGCCUGGAUAAGUUUUGGGGCCUUAAUUGUGCAUAUUUUAAUCAACUGGUUAAUUGUGUACCAGUUGAAGCUUGGGAUCAUCGCCACCGCCCUUGCGCUGUCCUUUUCUUGGUGGCUUAUUGUGGUGGGGCUGUUUGUGUACACCGUCUCCGGCGGGUGUCCUCUUACUUGGACUGGUUUCUCCAUGGAAGCCUUUUCUGAUCUUUGGCCUUUCUUCAAGCUCUCCAUAUCUUCCGGAAUCAUGUUAUGCUUGGAGAACUGGUAUUACAGGAUAUUAGUUCUGAUGACUGGAAAUCUGUAUAAUGCGAAAAUUGCCCUGGAUGCAUUGUCCAUUUGUAUGAAUAUCAAUUCCAUGGAGCUUAUGAUUCCUCUAGCCUUCUUUGCUGGAACUGGAGUAAGGGUUGCAAAUGAGCUAGGAGCAGGAAAUGGAAAGGCAGCGAGGUUUGCAUCCAUAGUAUCAGUGAUGGAAUCCAUAGGGAUUGGAAUAGUGUUCUGGGUGAUAAUCAUUUUUUUACACAAUCAACUUUCCCUCAUCUUCACCUCCAGCCAACCUAUCUUGGAUGAAGUUCACAAACUCUCUCUUCUCUUAGCUUUCACCAUUCUCCUCAACAGUGUCCAACCAAUUCUUUCAGGAGUUGCGGUUGGUUCGGGAUGGCAAGCUUAUGUGGCGUACAUAAACCUAGGGUGUUACUAUCUGCUUGGAGUUCCUUUUGGACUUAUAUUGGGAUGGGUUUUCAAUAAAGGAGUCAUGGGAGUAUGGAGUGGAAUGAUUGGCGGGACUGCAGUUCAAACACUGGUAUUGGCUGUAAUUACCAUUCGAACUGACUGGGAUAAUGAGGCACGGAAAGCAAAUACGCAUGUGGAGAAGUGGGAUCAUGUGAAACCAUAAGCUUUCAAUUCAUUCGCUUAUAUCUGGGAAAUGCUAGCUAUAACU
Ipomoea nil (Japanese morning glory) is the source of this 1611-nucleotide messenger RNA. RefSeq names its product protein DETOXIFICATION 27-like. Gene Ontology annotation, biological process: xenobiotic detoxification by transmembrane export across the plasma membrane. Gene Ontology annotation, cellular component: membrane. Gene Ontology annotation, molecular function: xenobiotic transmembrane transporter activity; antiporter activity. Bases 85 to 1566 code for a protein of 493 amino acids. The record is from RefSeq and is a predicted model, not a curated record. NCBI's taxonomy places the organism in Eukaryota, Viridiplantae, Streptophyta, Magnoliopsida, Solanales, Convolvulaceae. The transcript has 9 exons.